This is a messenger RNA of Penicillium crustosum, 2553 nucleotides long. RefSeq names its product GcvT family protein. The transcript has a single exon. The record is from RefSeq and is a predicted model, not a curated record. Gene Ontology annotation, molecular function: oxidoreductase activity; protein binding. Lineage: Eukaryota; Fungi; Ascomycota; Eurotiomycetes; Eurotiales; Aspergillaceae. The coding region runs from base 1 to 2553 and encodes 850 amino acids. Gene Ontology annotation, cellular component: mitochondrion.
AUGUCACUUUCACAACGCGUUGUCAUCAUUGGAGCCGGUAUCGUGGGUACCAACCUCGCCGACGAGCUGGUCUCUCGAGGAUGGAACAAUAUCACUGUUGUCGAGCAGGGCCCGUUGCACAUGCCGGGUGGAUCGACGUCACAUGCCCCCGGGCUCGUAUUCCAGACAGGCCCUUCCAAGACAAUGACACACCUCGCGCGAUACACAGUCGAGAAGCUUCUAUCGAUAGAGAAGGAUGGACACAAAUGCUUCAAUCAAGUGGGCGGUCUCGAAGUAGCAACCACCCCCGCACGACUGGAGGAUUUGAAGCGGAAACAUGGAUACGCCUCCUCAUGGGGCAUCGAUGCCCGGCUAGUCAGCGCUGAGGAGUGCUUCAAGAUGUAUCCUCAUCUGAACAAUGAGAUGGUGCUGGGCGGUCUGCACAUCCCCACUGAUGGCCUCGCACUAGCAGCCCGAGCAACACAGCUUCUCAUUGAACGGACAAGCGAGGCCGGUGUUCGUUAUCUGGGCCAUACUCCCGUGACGGGAAUUGAGCGGGAUGGCCGUCGUAUUACCGGAGUCAGUACUCCAAGUGGCAUUAUCCCAGCAGAUAUUGUUGUCUCUUGUGCUGGGUUCUGGGGUGUUGAAUUAGGAGCCAUGGUAGGCGUGGAUAUUCCUUUGCUCCCGCUAGCUCACCAGUAUGCAAAGACCACGACAGUCCCCGCUCUCGCUGGGAGAGAUAUUAACAGUUUGCCCAAUGGAAUGAAUGCCUCACUCCCAAUCCUUCGACACCAAGAUCAGCGCCUUUACUACCGUGAACAUGGCGACCAGUACGGCAUUGGAUACUACGGACAUCGUCCAAUGCCCGUUGUUGCAUCAUCACUGGGCCUCACACCCAAAGAUGUUGAUGAGCAGAACAUGCCCUCUCGCCUGGAAUUCACUGCCGAAGACUUCGACCCAGCUUGGAAAGAGACUCAGAAGCUCCUCCCCGCUCUUCAGGACACAGAAAUCGCGGACGGCUUCAACGGAAUAUUCUCCUUCACACCCGACGGCGGCCCACUGCUCGGCCAACCAUCCCACCUCGAUGGCUUCUACGUAGCCGAGGCCGUAUGGGUUACACACUCAGCAGGCAUCGCCCGAGCCCUCGCACAAAUCCUCACAACCGGCCGAUCCGAGGUCGACGUAUCUGAAUGCGAGCUAUCCCGCUUCGAAGAAGUCCAACUCAAUCGAGACUACGUAACCGAGACCGGAAAACAGAACUUUGUCGAAAUCUAUGACAUUAUUCACCCGCUCCAGCAGCGAUCCUCACCCAGAAAUUUGCGUGUUAGUCCAUUCAACGCCCGCCAGCGCGAGCUGGGUGCUGUGUUCUUCGAGACUGGAGGCUGGGAGCGGCCGUGGUGGUAUGAGGCAAACAAAGACCUUGUUAAGUCUCUCCCACCAUCAUGGAAACCUGUCGAUCGGGAUGCCUGGUCGGCACAGCUUCAUUCGCCUAUCUCGGCUGCUGAGGCAUGGAAGACGCGGAAUGCCGUUGCUAUGUUUGAUAUGACUGCUUUCCAUAGGUUUGAAGUGUCCGGUCCUGGGGCAGUCGGUCUGCUUCAGCGCUUGACUACGAGUGAUAUUACCACCAAGCCGGGGACCGUUACUUAUACACUUCUCCUGAAUGAUUAUGGAAACAUUCGGGGUGACAUCUUUGUACUACGACUUGAGGAUGAUGUGUUCCAGAUUGGAGCCAACACAGCAACCGAUCUGGCGUAUCUUACCAGAGAAGCUCGAGUUCAGGAAGAGAAGAUCCCCGGGCAAUGGAUUCAAGUCCGCGAUAUCACAGGGAGCACAUGCUGCAUCGGACUCUGGGGUCCUCGGGCCCGGGAUGUUAUCGCCGGAAUCAGCACCAUCGACAUUUCCAACAAGGGCCUCCCAUAUUUCAGCCUAAAGAAAGCAAUUCUCGCAGGUAUCCCAGUUACAAUGAUCCGGAAAUCCUACGUCGGUGAACUAGGCUGGGAAAUCCAAACCAGCGCGGAGAACGGCCAACGCCUAUGGGACACGAUUUAUCAAGCUGGAAAGCAGCACGGACUCAUUGCUGCAGGCCGAAGUGCAUUCAACUCCAUGCGCCUGGAGAAGGGAUACCGGACCUAUGGCGCGGAUAUGACGACAGAGCACAAUCCGUUCGAAGCUGGCGUUUCCUACGCCGUAGACGCAACGAAGAAAGACGACUUCGUCGGCAAAACUGCCCUCCAACGCCUUUCUAGCCAGGCACCUACGCGCCGACUUCGGGCUUUGACAGUUGAUGAUGGUCGCUCGAUGAUUCUUGGCAAGGAGCCUGUUUUCUACAAUGGCAAAGCGGUUGGCUAUGUAACCACCGCUGCAUUUGGGUACACGAUUGGCAAGCCAAUUGCCUACGCCUGGCUUCCUGGUGGUAUGAGCGAAGGCGAAUCGGUGGAGAUCGAGUAUUUCGGAAAGCGCAUCAGGGCAACUGUUCAGGCAGAGUCGCUUUAUGAUCCCCAGAUGAAUCGUCUCAACCAGGAUAGCUUGCCCUCGGUGGCUGGACCACAGACUUCCUUCAGGUCACGACUUUGA